AUGCUUUUCAAAACAACUGCGCUUGCCACACUCCUUGCCGUGGCUCAGGCCCGGUUCAAUCAAGAACAGAUUCCCAUCCCAGCCAUUGCAGCUGUCCAGGGCGGUGCUCCAGGAGUAGCUCAGACCAUCGCUGGUGCUGCUGUAAGCGAUCUCCUGGCAGCAUCCAAUGCCUGUGACAAGCUCAAGCGGGGUGACCAAAUCAUCGCUGAACUCGGCACCGGAGCUGAUGCCGUUGCUGCUGCUAUCGGCAUUGUUGCUGCGGAGAAGAAUUUCAACCCAUUCGUUCAGUCGAUCCCUACAAUCUGCGAUGACCCUACUUUGCCGGCUACGGAUGUCCUCCGAGGUAUCACGCCUCUUAUAGAUCCGGCAGUGGUUGGCUCAGAUAUCGCAAACGCAUUGUCUGCUAAGACCAAGGUGACUCCGCUUGAUGCCACUGGCAAAAGUGUUGCGGACCUGCUCGCUGAGAAUGGGUUCACCAAUUUUACUGGUCAAUCUGCGGCCGGUGCUACAAGUGCUGCUCCAGCUGCAUCCGGGAGCGCUUCUACCGAUACCUCCAGCACCACUGCAGUUGCUGCCACUUCAGUAGCCAAUGCCUGUGGCACCCUCGUGACAUCCGUUGUAACCUCUGCAACCACCUCUGCCGCUGUCGAAACCACGACGGCUGCGGCAGCUACAGCAGGCAACGCCACCGAGACUUCGACAGUCAGCGGAGCCGACUUUGGUCUCUGUGUGCCAACCAUGAAGUUCGAAGGCGGGCUCGAUGGCCGGCCCGCCACCGAGUUUACUUUCCUGCCCAUCGACCCGCUCUGUGCCCAAGGUCAGCAGGAGGCACUGAAUCCGAAUAUCAUCACCAACCGAAUCUGCGAUCAACUGACCAAUGUUUGUGAAGCCAAUGACGCAGCAAAAACAUUGUGUCGAAGUGUCCAGGCUCAAAUCCAGGCGCUAGGAACUAGAGACAAGUCGACCGCAGACACUUGGAACACCAACCUCGGGUUCGCUGGGGCGAUCACGAAUCCAGAUGGUGGCCCUGCCGAGCCGCCUGCGAAGAUGAGAGUUGUUCGAUCUUACAAAGACUAUUGA
Fonsecaea multimorphosa CBS 102226 is the source of this 1080-nucleotide messenger RNA. RefSeq lists its product as uncharacterized. Lineage: Eukaryota; Fungi; Ascomycota; Eurotiomycetes; Chaetothyriales; Herpotrichiellaceae. The transcript is spliced from 3 exons. The record is from RefSeq and is a predicted model, not a curated record. The coding region runs from base 1 to 1080 and encodes 359 amino acids.